This is a messenger RNA of Clunio marinus, 530 nucleotides long. The record is from the annotation of a GenBank genome assembly. NCBI's taxonomy places the organism in Eukaryota, Metazoa, Arthropoda, Insecta, Diptera, Chironomidae.
CCUUUUCGAAUCUUUACAAGUUCAGGCACGUUUCUUAAAUAUUUAUAAAAUUUAUCUUUAAAUUAACAUUUUGACAUUCUUCUCUAUUCUAUAUAGUGACUUGCUAUUAAAGCUUGUUAAAAAACAUCAAGAUGGUUACUCAAAAGAAACAAAAAAAGGCCUUAGAAUCCAUCAACUCCCGUUUGGCUUUGGUGAUGAAAUCUGGCAAAUACUGCUUGGGCUAUAAACAAACUUUGAAGACAUUGCGUCAAGGCAAAGCUAAACUGAUCAUUAUUGCCAACAACACUCCACAUUUGAGAAAAUCAGAGAUUGAAUACUACGCUAUGCUGGCCAAAACUGGGGUUCACCAUUACAAUGGAAACAACAUUGAGUUGGGAACAGCUUGUGGUAAAUACUUCCGAGUUUGCACAUUGUCAAUCACCGAUGCUGGAGAUUCUGAUAUCAUCAGAACAUUGCCAGAAGCACAGACUGGUGGAAACUAAAUCAUUCUUAUGUGAACAUUGAAUAAAGUUUCUUAAGAUUGAACCAAA